Messenger RNA from Xenia sp. Carnegie-2017, 993 nucleotides. RefSeq names its product ADP-ribosylation factor-like protein 3. Lineage: Eukaryota; Metazoa; Cnidaria; Anthozoa; Malacalcyonacea; Xeniidae. The transcript has 8 exons. Bases 105 to 656 code for a protein of 183 amino acids. Gene Ontology annotation, biological process: cilium assembly. Gene Ontology annotation, cellular component: cytoplasm; microtubule cytoskeleton. Gene Ontology annotation, molecular function: GTPase activity; GTP binding. The record is from RefSeq and is a predicted model, not a curated record.
GACGGAUGGAAAACAUUGUCUUUCGGCCUUUAUACAUAAACACCGUGUAAUAAAAUCACCUUGGUAAUAAAAAGCUUUCUGUGACUGCGUCCAAAUUACUUGAAAUGGGGCUUCUUGCUUUGCUAAAAAAAUUGAAAAGUACACAGUCAAAAGAAUUACGCAUUUUGCUUCUUGGUUUGGACAAUGCUGGCAAAACAACUUUACUUAAACACUUGGCGUCUGAGGAUUAUUCGAACGUUACUCCUACACAGGGUUUUAACAUAAAAACAGUUCAAGCUAAAGGAUUACGUUUAAAUAUCUGGGAUAUAGGAGGUCAAAAAAGUAUACGUGCUUAUUGGAAUAACUACUUUGAAAACACGGACGUUUUGAUAUAUGUCAUAGACAGUGCUGAUAGAAAACGCAUGGAGGAAACAGGAUUUGAACUCACAGAAUUACUUGAAGAAGAUAAAUUAGCUGGUGUUCCUGUUUUAAUAUUUGCAAACAAGCAAGAUCUAUUAAAUGCAGCUAGAGCAGACGAGAUUGCUUCAUUAUUGCAACUAUCUAGUGUCAUUCGAGAUAGAAAUUGGCAUAUUCAACCUUGUUCUGCUACAAGUGGUGAAGGUGUUGAGGAAGGAUUAGACUUUCUAUCAAAGACAUUAAAGGAUGUUAAAAAAUGACAGCACAAAGCCCAACAACUCAAUGGAUCUGAUGAUGAUAACGAUUUCUUACCAUUUACAAUUGAAGUCUAAAGCCUUUUGUUCAUAAAUAAAUACAGUUUAUGUAUGUUUGUCUGUUUCAAAUAAGCAAUUUUAAAAAACAUUUAUGCAUUUAAACUACCUAACAACUAGCUAGGCAAUAAUUUUGGUCAACAUAUGUUGUCAUAAAGUAUCCUGCAUGGCAAUGAACAGAAUAAAAAUUCAUAAAGUAAUGUUCCAAAUGUUUCAACAUAAAAACUUUUUUGACACUUGAAUUAAUAAAAUUCACUGUGCUUGCACAGUUAAAUACAGUGACCUA